GGCAGGAGGAAAAACAGGAAGGAAGGAAGAAGGAAGAGAGAGCAGGAGGGAAGCAGGUCGCAUUUGGCACUUACCUGCGGCAGCCAGAGUCAGAGCGGCUGCCAGUCGCGGCGAGAGGCUCAGAAUGUCCUCAGCAACUUCCAGCAGCUCUUUGCCCAGUGGCCUGAGUGUCCUGACGACCUUCCCCGAUGUGCUCUUCAUCCCUGAGCUGGUCUUCGGGGGUCUUGUCUGGAUCCUGGUGGCAUCCUCAAAGGUCCCAGAUCCCAUGCUGCAAGGCUGGGUGAUGUUUGUCUCUGUCUUCUGCUUCGUCAUGUCCACCGCUCUCUUGUGCCUCUACAUCGGUGGGGCGCAUGGAGGCAGCAGCUCCUGGGUCACCUUGGAUGCCAUCUACCAGGCGACAGCAGCUCUGUUCUACCUCAGUGCUGCAGUGUUGGAAGCCUACUACACCUACAGCGCUGGCGUACUGAACUCCAUCCCUCUGUACAGUGGCAUCUUCAAGAUCUACCAGGAGAACAUUGCUGCUGUGGUGUUUGCAUUCCUGGCCACCCUGAUCUACGUGAUCCAUGAGGUGUGCUCGCUCUGGCGCUGGAGAUCCUCCUAAGAGCCUCCCCCACACCUUAAGGUCACCUCACGGGCACCACCAAGUUGGGUGUCAGCCACUGUCAUUUCCAGGCUGGGUUUGGGGUUAUUGUUUGUUUGGGUUUUUUUUGUUUUGGCAUCUGUUCUGUAUGAUAAAGAAGCAGCUGUGUGGCAAUGAAGACAAAGAAGAGCCUGCCAGAGGAAGCAGUGCCCCUUAGGUCCAUCCUAAGGUUGGUGCAGGUAAACUGGGGCCCUAAGCCAUCCAGCUUUCAAAAGAAGGGUACAGGUGGAUCCCCUGAACCACACCUUGAUGCCUCCAGGGUUGUCUCUGCUAUCAGAGGGACAAUCAUGGAAUCACAGAAUGGGUUGGGUUGGAAGGGACCUCCAAAGAUCAUCUAGUCCAAGCCCCUCAACACUCAGCUGCAACAUCCUCCACUUGGCCUAGUCGAGCCUGACCUUGAAUAUCUCCAGGGAUGGGACCUCAACUACCUCACUUAACCUGCUCCUGCUGGUCACACUGCUCCUGAUCCAGGCCAGGCUGCUGGUAGCCUCCUUGGCCACCUGGGCACAGCCUGGCUCACCUUCACCCAGCUGUCCACCAGCACCCCAGCUCUGUCUCUGCUGUCUACUUUCCAGCCACUCUGCCCCCAUCCUGGAGCCUUCCUGGGGUUGUUGGAGUGCAGGAGCCAGCCCUUGGCCUUGUUGAAUCUCAUCCCAUUGGCCUCAGCCCAUGGAUGCAGCCUGUGCAGGUUCUUCUGCAGCGCCCAAGGGGCAUGAGUGUGAAACCAGGUCCUUUUAGUUACUGCCCAUCCAUGUCAGCCUGUUUGCCUCCCUAAACCUGCUGUGCCAGAAGAGCAUUUUCAUGCUGUGUCUGGAAAUGCCACCUCUGACUUGUGAUGACAAACAGGGAUAGCAGCACCAGUUCCUGCAAGCCUUGAAGGGUGGGGCUGAACUAGGAGGCACAAGGGCAGUGCCAGGAAUUGCCACUUCCUGAACAACCCUCAACAUAAUACAACCUCGGGGGUGUGCUGGAGGCUGCAGGAGAAGGGAUGAAGAGAACAACACCUUGCUUAAGCAGAGGCCAUCCAUUAGCUCUUGUCUUGGGUGCAUGGCUGCCCUUACCUACCCCCCCCUUCUGUGGCUAAUAAAGAUGGGUUUGUUGGAAUGGUGCAGGGGAGAUGUUUCUGCUGCUUCCUCUUUGCUACUCACACAGCCCUCCCCAGCCUGGGCAGUGCCU
This is a messenger RNA of Pogoniulus pusillus (Red-fronted tinkerbird), 1816 nucleotides long. It is a transcript of the gene MAL, whose product is annotated as mal, T cell differentiation protein. Gene Ontology annotation, biological process: myelination. Gene Ontology annotation, cellular component: membrane. Bases 125 to 601 code for a protein of 158 amino acids. The record is from RefSeq and is a predicted model, not a curated record. Gene Ontology annotation, molecular function: structural constituent of myelin sheath. The transcript has 4 exons. Lineage: Eukaryota; Metazoa; Chordata; Aves; Piciformes; Lybiidae.